Messenger RNA from Rhodotorula toruloides NP11, 3381 nucleotides. Its product is annotated as cell division control protein Cdc4. The record is from RefSeq and is a predicted model, not a curated record. The transcript is spliced from 2 exons. The coding region runs from base 1 to 3381 and encodes 1126 amino acids. Lineage: Eukaryota; Fungi; Basidiomycota; Microbotryomycetes; Sporidiobolales; Sporidiobolaceae. Gene Ontology annotation, molecular function: protein binding.
AUGGACGUCGACCGUACGAGUGCGGGCGCGACGGAACCACUCGGUAAACACGUCGAGAGCGUUGUGACGCGCGUAACGACUACGACGGCACAUGCUCGACCCGGUCAGCCUCGACCAGCUGGACACGAACGGGAAGCUGCGCUGGACGAUGCUGCCAGUCCGGGUGCACCUGGAGACUAUGCGCUCUUGCACUUUGCGCCCGCGACGACGACGACUGUCGUGACUACGACGACGCAGACGACCACCAACUUCGCCCCGAUCCGCAUACCCAAAUCUCGCCCAAUUCGCGCCGUUCACUCGUCCUUCUCCGGCCCGUCAGGGGACGCAGCGAUGCGAUACGGCAGCCCCGUCACGCCGCGGACAUCCCUCCGUCAGCUUCUCGACGAGUCGAGCGAGGCAGGCCCGUCCUCGUCUGCUCUGCCGCUCGACCCCAAGAUGUACCCGCUGAGCUCCGAGCCAUGGCCAGGCAGCAUGCGACAAUUUCAGCUCGCGCUGGGCGACAUGUCGGCGACCUACGUAGAGAAUCCCGCGGAAGCUCUGACGCUCGCAGGCGCAGGAGUAGGCUGGCAGUCGAGCGGAGGACCGCCGCGCAGUGCGAAGGGGAAGGGGAAGGCUCGCAUCGAGGACGAGUCGGAUAUCUCGCCGCUGACAGGCGGUGCCGAGGGGUUGUCGCGGAACGAGCGAGGCGCUCUUCACCAGCGACGAUUGUCGCGGCGGCCUCGAGGAGCUGGGCACGGUCAGGACGCUCUUGACGAGGAGGCGGAUCGUGUCGACGACGUUGCACUUCCGUUACGGCACCCCUCGCCAGGUCCGCCUCGAAAACGCGCUCGAGCCGACUCGACCUCUCAGGCUUCCGUCGACGGUGAUGCGUCUGUCGCAGCUACCGGUCGACGCCUAAGUCAAGCUCACCUGCAAGCGCAUACGACAAGCAUGGGACCGCCGGCGACAGUCGUGAGCGCGGCUGCUCUCCCUAGUCCGAACCAGAGUCCGCCAAGUCCUGUCCCGACUUUCGGCGGCGAGGACAGCCAAGAGCUGCGAGACGACGACGUCGACGCUGCUGCGCAAGCAGGUGCCGUUGCACUUCGCCAAAGUUUCGACUUCGGCUACGGCAUCGGCCUGAGCGGCUUGCUCUCGUUACCCGACCUGGUCAAGUCCUUCGACCAGCUUCAGCCUACCCUCCAGUCGUACCUCCUCUUCCAGCUUCUCCGCCGGUCGUCCAUCCCCGUCCUUCAGUCCGUCAAUCAAGUCGUCGAGCACGCUCUCCGCCGCGACUUCCUCUCCGACCUCCCACCCGAGCUCGGCACGUCGAUCCUCAGCUACUUCGACGUUCGCGACCUGUGCCGAGCCUCCCUCGUCAGCAAGACGUGGCGGCGGCUCAUCGAUGGCGAAUGGCGAGUCUGGAAGGACAAGUUGGUAGCGGAGGGUUUCUGGAUUGGCGAUGGCAGCGACGAGCGAGAGGCGAGGGACAUCACCCGGGGCGGCAAGGAGGAUCUCUUCCUGAAGCGGUGGAAGGCGGGCGUCUGGGACAAGAAGAAACGCUCAAAGUGGUCCGGUCGGGUCCACGUCGAUGACUUGUACGGCGGAGGACCGACACCGCAGGGAUCUUCGGCUGUCAACCAUCGCCUCGCCUCGCCUUCGUCCUCGCGCGAAGCAUCGCCCAUCCCGCCGUCCCACUUCGUCCACCCCUUCAAGCUUCUCUACCGUCACCGCGUCCUCAUCCGCCGCAACUGGCAGCAGAACAUGCCGAAGCGCCUCAACUUCCCGUACUCGAGCUCGCCGCAAGCUGGCAACGCCGGCAACGCCGCCGCGAACACCAACAACCACGUCGUGACGUGCCUGCAGUUUGACAAGGACAAGAUCGUCUCCUCGUCGGACGAUCACUCGAUCAGCGUCUUCGAGACCCAGACCGGCGCGCUCAAGGCCGUCCUGAGCGGCCACGAAGGCGGCGUUUGGGCCCUGCAGUAUGUCGGGAAUGUGCUCGUCUCCGGAUCGACGGACCGCACCGUCCGCGUCUGGGACCUCGACACCUACCGCUGCACGCACGUCUUUAUCGGCCACACCUCGACAGUCCGCUGCCUCCAGAUCGUCGAGCCGCAGAACGUCAACCCCGACCCGUCCGGCCCGCCAGUCUGGGAACCGCCCUACCCGAUCAUCGUUACCGGCUCGCGCGACCACACUUUGCGAGUCUGGAAGCUUCCGAUGCCGGGCAAGGACGCCGACUACGAGCCGCCCUACCCCGAGAGUCCGUCUGAGGAAGCCGCCCAGCCCGCCGAAAACCCCUUCCCCCCCCGCCACUUGCGAGGACACACGCAGGCCGUUCGCGCUCUCGCCGCUCACGGCAGGACGCUCGUCUCGGGUUCGUACGACAUGGACGUUCGCGUGUGGGACACGAUGACGGGCGAGUGCCGGCACGUCCUGCAGGGCCAUACGCAGAAGGUCUACUCCGUCGUGUACGACCCGACCCGCAAGCAGGUCGCGUCCGGCUCGAUGGACGGCACUGUCCGUCUCUGGUCGACCGAGACCGGCGAGCUCCGCGGCGUCCUCGAGGGCCAUGCCUCGCUUGUCGGCCUGCUCGGCUUGACGCACCGCAACCUCGUCUCGGCGGCUGCCGACUGGACCCUGCGCAUCUGGGAUCCCGACACAGGCGCCUGCCGCCACUCGCUCGCGGCCCACCAGGGCGCGAUCACCUGCUUCCAGCACGACGAGGACAAGGUCAUCAGCGGCUCGGACGGUACCCUCAAGAUGUGGGACGUCCGCACCGGCGCUUUUGUUCGCGACCUCUUGACGAACCUCACAGGCGUCUGGCAGGUCUCGUUCGACCAGCGCUUCUGCGUUGCGGCGAUCUCUCGUAACGGCCGGAGCGAGUUUGAGGUGCUCGACUUUGGCUCCGUCGAGCCCGAACGCCCUUCUCGAGCGAAGCGGCCCUCUCGCACGCCGCGCAUCAAGACCGAAGACUCGGACGCAGAGCUCCCGGGCGCCUUCACCGAUACCGGUCGAGAUGUCGCCAUGAGCGAUGCGGCCGGCGGUGAGGAUCCCGUCACUCCCGGCGCCGGUACCUCGAACGCUGCACCACCUGCCCCGCGUCUCCGCGCAGGCGACUUCUCGCGCCUUCCAUCGGGAUCGUCGUCUGCCGCGUCGUCCCUGCUCGCCCAGGACAGCACGCCUUCGCGCCAAGCUGGCUCGGACGGCUCGUCGAGGCGGACUGUCCGUCGCCUGCACGGCUCGCGCGACCUGCAGGCGCAGGCAUCGACGUCGACGCAGGCCAUGGACGUCGAGCGCGACGGCAGCGACGACGAGGACGCCAACUCGGACGACGAGGUCAUGUCGGCCCUCGUCAAGAGCGAGGAGGACGACGACGAUCUGCUGGACGCUUCCCGGUGA